Acanthaster planci (crown-of-thorns starfish) is the source of this 10567-nucleotide messenger RNA. RefSeq lists its product as uncharacterized. Gene Ontology annotation, molecular function: actin filament binding. The record is from RefSeq and is a predicted model, not a curated record. Gene Ontology annotation, cellular component: actin cytoskeleton. NCBI's taxonomy places the organism in Eukaryota, Metazoa, Echinodermata, Asteroidea, Valvatida, Acanthasteridae.
GGGGGAGGGAGAGACGGGGAGCUUCACAUGUGGUUAGUAAUGAACCUUGCCGAAGGAUACACUUCCUGAUCUUAGAAAUAUUGAGUCACCGUCCCAUGGGGGAAGGCUCAACCUUCGUUCUUACAUAGCUGAGUUUCAUGGUGCUCUGAAGGAACCUCUUUAACGGCCUGCACUCAUGGCCCCUGUCAAACUGUUUGUUUCCCCCCAAGUCAAUUCCAGAUUGGAAGUCCAUGGCACAAUACACCUACAUGUACCUUGGCAGGCCCAGGGCUAAAUGCAGUGUGGUGUGCAGAUCGUGUUUCUUGUCUGGCCCACCAAGGAGGGACACCACAGUAGUACUGGCGAGCCAAGGUUGUGGACCCCAGGGUGUGUAGCUCUUGUGCUGUGAUCAGGUAGUGGACAGGGAAUUUGUCUGUCUUGAGGGGGUCUGGUCAUUUGUUGCUGUGGGGCUGGGGAGGGCCUUAUCCCCAUGCACAGGCUGCAUGGAUACAUCAUCAGAAUACGCCCUGUGCAAUCAGCAGAUAUGUUCCUUGUGGCUCGUGUGGAACCAAAGUGGACUGACUUAAACCACAUGCAGCAGGGUGAGCCUUGAUAAGCACUCUUGGAGUAACCACACAGACCUGAUGGCCGACUGGAUACUUACUGCACAUGUGCUUGACCUCCAUGACAUGACCAAGACCACAGUGAUCCUGUGGCAAGAAUGUUUGUUGCAAACCUGGAAGCUGUGUACGUGUACUCGCCUGUCAGUGAACUUGUCAGAGAUGCCGAGGGAUGGUUGUAAAGGAAAUGCAUAGUGCCACCUGCUCAUUUCCUGAUGCUGGGCUACGGGUAACACCUAAGCCUUGAGGUGAUCAUAUUGUGUCCCCUCUGGAUUCUGCUCGGGUGAUUAGAGAGUACAUGCUUCUGCCGUUGUAAUCCCAGAAAAACUGUGGCUCCUCCAUGAUGCUGUGGGAAUGGUUCAUGUGGAAUUUUACAAAGCUGGGCAAGAAAGCAUCUGGAAACGCCGACAUUGAAACGAUCCAGUUCUGAUCCAAAUCUAGCAGACAGCGACGACAUGCUGAAGCGCAAGCAGAUUGCAAUGACCUUCCCAGGUCUCUUCCAUCUGAAGAAAGGGUGGCUGGUCAAGCAGGGCGAUGGGGAACAGGACUGGAGCAAGCAUUGGUUUGUGCUUUGUGACAACAAGCUAAGCUACUUUAAAGACUCAAGUGACGAAGAUCCUGAUAAUUUGGAAGGAGUCAUAGAGCUGGCGAAAUGCAUUGAGGCAUCUGAGACACCAGUCAGCAGAAAUUAUGGCUUCCAGAUUGAGCUUGACACUGGGGUGAUCAUCCUGGCUGCGAUGACAUCAGGCAUCCGUAACAACUGGGUAGGAGCCAUCAACAAAGCCAUCAAGACAGCUCGGGAGGACAGUGCCAAGAAAAGCGGGGAGUCCACCACACCACUGAAGGAGAACCAGGCCCUGCCCGCCAGGAUCACCAAGCCCAACUCCCUGCCCAUUUCCAAGAGCACCUCAGACAUCCGGCCAAAAGAACAGCGGUCCUCGCCCCUGCAGCCGGCUCGGAAGAGCCUCAAUGGUGCAGACUUGCUGCCCACCACCAGUCGGAGCCUGACACAGACUGACGGCAAGGUGGGCACCCCUUCCCCGGGGGAACCAAAGCCGCUCUUGGAGAGGAAGUCUAGCACACAGUCCCAGUCCACCAAGGCCCCAUCCCUUGAAACCCUUCCACCACACUCGGGCAAGCCUGAGGGUAGGCGGAGCUCUGUCUCCAAACCCUCAUCCUCAGAAUCAAGACCCCGCCGAGGUUCUGUCACCAAAGAAGGGAGCAGCACAGAGGCCAGGCGGAACUCUGUCACCAAAGAGCCUGGGAUUGUUACUGACGGCAAACAGAAGCAUUCCUCUCCCACGAAGGAAAAUUCAGGCUCGGACUCAUCAAAAUCCAAGGAGAAAUCCAAGGAAAGGCGACAGAGGCGAGGGUCACGGUCAGAGAGAAGAUCCCGCGAAGAAAGUACGGCAGCCGUCACUGCUGCCCUGUCAAAAAGGACUGCAAACACAGACUCUAAGCAGAGUACCACUGCCAGGAAGUCCAGGAGUAGCUCGCAGACGGAGGAACCUGUCACAUCUUCCCCAAACUCUGAGCAGGACAUUUCCCCUCGAUCCAGGGCCGACUCUGAAAGCAAAAAGCGGCCAGCUACCGUAGACACCACUGUAAUGUCACUUCUUGAGCAAGAGGUGGACACCCUGAAAGCACAGCUGGAGCAAAAGCAGCAGGACUGUGUCCGCCUGCAGCAUGAAAAUGUCAACCUGAAAGCCAAGCUGAACUCGGAGCAGAGGGACCACAAGGAGAGCUUCCAGGACCUUGAGAACGAGCGGUCGGGCUACAUGACCCAGAUAGAGCAAAUGGAAGGGAUUAACCAGAAGUUACAGACUGAGCUGCGACAGUCUAAGAAUGCUACCCAGCAACUUGAGCAGCAGAACCAGCAGCUGGACGGCCAAGUCUCCACUCUCAAGACCGAGGCCCUUGGACGGGACCAAGACCUGGCAUCCCUAAAAGCUCGAUUUGAGGACAUUGUCCGGGACCUGACAGCCAGCAAGGAGGAGAAUGCUCUGACCCGUGCCGAGCUGAAGGCCGAGCGUGAGCGCAGCGAGACCCUCGAGACUGAUUUAACCGACACCUGGGUGAAGCUUAGGGAGAGCGGAAGUGAAGGAGUCGACGUGGAUGUUGUGGAAGAAUUGUCACUGAAACUCGAUGAAGCUCGAAUGAGGUUGGAGAGGAGCGAAAGUGAUGCUGUUGAGAACGAAAAGAAAUUUGAGGAGCGCUUAAGUCGCAUGGAGAACCAGCAUCAAACAGAGAGUACUGCUUUGCAGGAAAGGCUUCGGGCAGCUUUGGAUGAGACCAGUGAGCUCCGAAAGAGAGUCGCAGAAAAGACUGAACAGAUUCAAAAGACAGAAGCUGCCAUUGAAAAAGCAGGACAGACUGACAAACUGUCUUUGGAGACAAAUGCCAGAGUAGCCGAACUCGAAGGUGCCAUUCGGGAACUGAAAUCCUGUUUAAAAAGGGAGGUUGCAGCAAAAUCUGAAGUGCAGAAAAAAUAUGAUGAUUUACUAGCUCAGUCAGCUCACCAGUUUCUUGAAGGACAGGGUGAUUUGGCCUCCACAGGGAGUGAUGACAAUGCCGUUAGGCUGGAAACCGAAUUGGAUCUGGCUGAAAGAGAACUUGAGAAACUGAAAAAGCAAAAUGUGGUGGACAAGGAGCAAAGGGCAUCACUUGAGAAAGCCCUGGAGAGAGAGCAAGGUCUCAGGAAACAGAUGGAAGAGAAAAUGAGUCUUUCAACUCAGGAAAGUGGCAGCUCAAAGGUUGACAUUGAACAAAAGAGUUCGGAGAUUGCAAGCCUCCGCGAGGAAUUGAAAAAGGCCAAGAAGGAGCGAGAGGCAGUCAACUUAGUGCGGAAACAACUUGCAACAGCUGUUGACAGGUUAAAUAACCAGUUAGCUGAAAAGGAGAGCAAGUUGGAAACUCUUAGUGCUGAAGUAGAAACCCGCGGCAGUCAGAAUAGCCAGCUCGAGCAGCAGUUGCAAGUCAGCCUGUCCAAGGGGUUAAAUUUGCAAAGCAAAGUGGAGACUUUGGAAGCAGAUUUGCAACAAGCUUCAGAGAAGAGAGACGCAGAUGCUAGUGCUCAAUUGGAAGCACUCCAAGCUGAACAUCGGCAGCUGAAGCGGCAAAUAGGCAUCCUGGAGGAGCAGCAUGCACUGGAGAUGCACAAUCGACAGAGUGAGCUGGUGACAGCAGGAGACCGCAUCAACAGGCUUGAGGAAAAAGUGGUCGUGCAGGAGACGAAGCUGAAAGCGGCAACGGAACGAGCCGAUCGGAUCGAGGAUGACGCUGCAGCCAACAUACUGGACAUGCAAAAAGAGGAGGAGCUGCUGAGGUCCAAGUGCGAGCGCAGUGAAAAAGAGGUCAAACGUCUCCGAGGGGAACUCCAUGCUGCACAGGAUAACUACGAUGAGCUGGAGCUCCAGUUCAUCACGCAGCGGGAGGACCUGAAGAGGAUGGAGAAGGAGCACGAAAAGGAGAUUGGGCAGAUUGGGUACAGGAUCCAGGAUCUUACCAGCAAGUUGGCAGCAUCGGAGCGAAAGGUGAGAGAUCUGAAGGGGGUAGAUCACAGAAAUAGGGCAAAAGGUGGAGUGGGGGCAGCUGGUGGGAUGGGAAUGCAGCUAACCCAAACUCGGCAGAUGGAAAAUAAACUGAAGGAGCUGGAGUCCAAAUUGGGGGAUGUAGAAAGUACUUUGCAGGACCAAGAUCAGGACACCACCAGCCUCCUGGGCAAGAUUGUCUCAGUAGAGCAGCAGGUCCAGGCUAGGGCCCAGCUGCCUUCAACAAGCAGCUGUGCAGAUACUGAGCAUCCCCUGCAAUCCCAGGUAGUACAGCCACUCUCUCGUGGCUCUUCUGCUGCCAGUGCACCCUGUGAUAGUGUCUCGACAUCAGGUGCGGAUCUCUCUGAGGACUCUGAAUCAACUGAGGGUGCUGCAUCACCAGGCAGGGCAAAGCAGACUUUCCGAGCCCGAUACCUGGAGACCAAACUGAGCGGAACAGAGGAGAAGCUGAAGGAGGUGACCAGAAAGCUAGUUGAUGUGACCACACGUGAAUUAGAGAUCCGGAAGACCUACCAGGAGAAAAGUGUCUCUGAGAGCCGGUUGAAGGAGAGGUUGAAGGUCAUGGAGCGUGAGGUGGAGGCAGUGACCAAGGAGCUCCAACAGGCGAGGAACAACGGUGACUUGGUGCUGCAGGAGAAGUCUCACCGGGAGAUCUUGGAGGAGAUGAGACGAUCACACAACCAGGAGAUCAAGGCGCUUGAGGAGGAGAAAGAGAAGGAACUGGACGAAGAGCGAAAAGCCACCAAAAUCACCAUUGCAAUGAUGAAGAAAACCCACAAGGAUGAGUUGGAGAAGGAGAAACAGAUGCUCCGACAGAUGCUCUCCAAGGAGGGAGGUGCACCCCUCCCGCCCCUGGCCAAGAAGGACAAGAAGCAUGUCAAGCCCUCCAAACGAGCCACCGGUAUAACAGCUCUGCACAAGGCCCACAAGCAGGAACUGGAGCAGCAGCGUGCUGACAUGCUGCAGAAUGUAUCCAAUGAUGUGGAAGUGGUCAUGAAACGACACAGGGAGGUAAUCACCAAGAUGGACCAGGAGUGGCAGAUCAUCUCAGACAAGUUCACCCAUGUCUGUGCGGAGAACAACAGCCUCAAGAAGCAGGUAGAGACUCUGCAGAAAAGCCUCUCUGAGAGCCUGCAGGAGCUGAAGUCCUGGCGGGCUCAGGUCCGCCAGCUGAUUGGCCAGAAGGCAGAGGACAUGGCGGCCUUGAAGGAGCAGAUUGGAGAAGGGAGCAGGGGAGGCAGUGAUGGGGAUGAGGGUGGGAACCAGGAGGAUUGGGGAGUGGACAGCAACGACAAUGAGAGGAACCCCUUGCAGGUGUUGCUAAGAUUUCGGGAAGCUGAAUUGAAGUGCACCAAUGAUGAGAUUAACCAGCUUACAGAGGCUGUAGAAAAGGCUGAAAGGCAACAGACCAAAGUGCUGGAGCAGAAUGUGUUCCUGGAGGGGCAGCACCAGUCACAAGAGGAGCACAUCAAGCAGCUGAUGGUGGCCCUGGAGGAGCUACAGCACCAGGUGGAGGUGGUGCGCACCAGCGGGGAGGGCCAAGCUGCCCAGGACCAGGUGGCAGAGACGGAAGCGGCAUCAGCGGCCAGAUCCGGGCACGGCAGCGGCGAGGCCAAGCAAGACGUCAGGCUCAGGUCAUGGAUUCCGUUCCUGAAGAGAGAGCGAAGUGACUCGACUGGAAAAGGAUCCAGAAGAAGGGCCGGGUCUGAUGGGACCCAGUCAGCUGCCAAACUCAAGAAGGGUGCUGCCACGACAGAAUGAACUCUGGAAAUCUCAGACUGAAAUCUUGGACAACUCUCACCGACCGACCAACCUGCAGAGGAAUCCUAAGGAUGGCACGCGUCAAGGCCCCAUAUAUGUAGGAGAAACUUGUCAGCAUGCAUGGCCUGCCCUUGGUUCUUUGUGCCAGGUCUCCAAGGACCCGUAAAGAUGAUGCCUGUCGCUCACCAGAGACUGCCUCAGCGUAGGCACCGGUUGUCCCUGUAUCGGGAAAGGAUAGAGGGGAGGGAUGAAAUAUGGAGGGUAGGGGUUGAUCAGAAGUGUGUAUUCUCACGAUCUGUGACAACCAACGUCCACGUAGUAGAGCUGACCAAUGCCAUUGUGAAAGACAAUGUUGAAUAUAAUUUUUGUUUUCCAAAGCAAUUUAGAAAGCUUGUUUGUAAUUUCUACCUCAAGUCGGAUGCCAGAUGAAAGCAACUGAUGAGUGCCUUGAUUUCAAAGUUGGGGGAAGAACUUUGGAAAUGCCGCUGGGUGCAUGCCUCGUGAUUUUGAUGCUGGUUGCAGUUACUUUAAGGAAAUCAUUCAAUCUUAGCAGUGCCCUGCGAGUGGCUUUAUCUCCAUUUAUCUUAGUCCUGGGGAAAUAAGAUCACCUGUCUGAAUGUUAUGCUUAUCUGGCAGUGAUCACGUGCACUUCUUUAAGCCACUGGGCAGUCACCGGACAUGUGUAAUGUUAUAGUCACAACUAUGCAAGUCAAAUGAAGUCGGGUAAAGAAAUAACAGCAAAUACUUCUAGGGCACUGCUAAGGAUAAGGAAAAUUGCAUAGUUUGAAAGCCACUUACUGUCGCUGACAUAUUUGUAUGUCACCAGGACAAGCGGUCUGCUCCUUCUGCCAUUUGUUCCCUCCAAGUGCAGUGCUAAAUUGAAAAUAAACAUCCAUGAUCGUAAUCCUAUACACUAUCACCUUGUCAAACGAGCACAAAAUCUUGUAUACGUCAUGGGUAAAUAAAGAUGUUAUUGGUUUUAGUGUAAAUUUGGAUCAACUAUUUUUAUCAUUGUAAAACACAGUUCUUUGAGGAGGACUUCAUGUGAAUGUACGUACAGCAGUUGGAGUUGGCAAUUCCUUCUUGUGAGUCGGCUUAAUUGGUUGGUUGGUCAUGUUGUUUAUCAUGAAAUGUUAUUUGAAUAAUUACAACAGUGUGCUUACUGAACAGACAUCAUUCUUUGUUAGUCACAUUGAAACUGUUUAAGCAGGGUGUGAUUUUAAAAUUAAUUUCGUCCAGAAGGGGUGGGGAGAGGGAAUUUUGGGUAUUUUGCCCAAGUUCCGUCUCCAUAUUGGGUUGUUUCAUGGUCAGAAAUAAUACAACAGGGCCAGAGCCAUUGGUUUGGCUUUAGGGUCGCAGAGUGCUACUGGAACUAAGGCUUUGUUCAAAUUACUUGGCUGCGGCUUGAAGUUACACGCAAUUCUAUGGCAGUGGCUGCAGUCACUUUGCUUGGAGUCGUGCGUAUGUGUAAAUUUCAAGCUGCAGCCUAGCAAUUCAUCUAGGCAUAUGAAGGGAGCUGAAACUUAGGUCUGGGGUUUGGGAAAAGAGACGCUUCAAUCUUGUUCCCAGAAUAGAAAUAAGUAUCCACCAAAUCUAUGCUGUAAGUUACCAGUCUAAAUGUGCGAAAGGCUUGCUGUUGGAUUUUGUAGACCUGCAUGAAGAUAUAGCCCAAGGGUGUUUGUCAGUGCCUGGCUUUGUCUCCAUCUGAGGCUUUGUCGCUGAAAUCAAAACCGGUUGUGGACCCAUAAUGUUCAAAUUAAGUAAAAAAUAGUACAUCUGUGCUUGGAUCGAUAACUUGUAUUCUGAUAUGCCAUUAUUGAGCUAAUGCCUUUAAAGUCGGGGGCCAAAAACCAUGCAAAGCUUGAGAUGGAGCCGGGUAUUGGCACACUCCCUGUGUGUCAAUGUCAUACUAAGUUAUUUGUCAAGGAUUGUGAAGGAGAAGAGGGUUUAGCUGUAUGCAGAUGACCAUAUAGCAAUUCGCAGUGCUUUGUUUUGCAAGCAUCUUCUAUUUCUGUACAUUAUGCCUAGUGACUGUUCUUCUCUAUGCAACGAGUCAGUCUAGAACAAUCAGUUAGGACCAAACAAGGGCACAGAAGCUUGUUUUGGUUUGGUCAUAGUGUUUCCCAGUCAGCGAAUCAGAUUGCUUUUGUUACCAGCAUACUGCAUUCACUCCAUCCGGAUAAAGUGCUUGAGCACGUAGGUAAUGAUCUCGCGUCAGUUCAUUUUUAAAUGUCCAACGUGAAUUUAGGUGGCAGUUUUUAGCUCGCAUCCGCUCGGUUUUGUUUUACGCUUUUUUACAUGAGAGUUCGACCAGUUUUGAGUUUCAAGAGAAAGAGCUAGCGCUGUAGCCUAGCGUAUUAGUAAUUUGUACAGAAAUACAGCCGUAAACUGUGCCUUGGAAGGGUUUUUGUGCUAAUAUAUUUUAUAUAAAAAAGAGUUGCUUCCAUAAAUGAAUCAUGUUUUUUAAUGAGAUAAAAUGUUUGUAUUCUUCACGUGUUAUGUGGUAGUUACAUGCAAUGUGCUAUCGUGGUUGUUGUUAGCAACAUGUAUGUCGGGAGGAGGGGGGAAUAGGGUAAAAUGACAGGGAAAUGGGCGGGAUAUGUCCCUGGACCAUCAUAGAGGAGCCUUGAAAACACAUUCAUAAAUACCUGAGACAGUUUAGCCAUUGUUUGUUGUUGAGAGCCCAUCGGACAGCCGGUCUUAAAUGGUUGAUAGAGCACCAGCAGGCUGUGUACCAAUCUCAGGAGAUUGUUUAUAACAACUUACAAGAGGAACACACCAUGACAUGGCUAGAGCAAUGUUUGAAAAACUUGUUUUCUUCCGAAACAUACUCAAAAUGAUGACUGGGAAUAAAUAUGUGCUUCGUCAGUCUUGAAUGUCAUUUAUGACCUGCUCAGGAGAAUGGGUGCUGAAAAUGCCUGAGCCCAAGGCGAGGGGCAAUAUCAGAAUCCAUUCUCUGAGUUGGUCUUAGUCAAUGUUUUUGACAGGCCAAGCGCAUGUCCUAGUAAUAAAAUUGUGUCAUCUACAUUUUGCAGGUGUUUCUUGAAAGGCUUCCCAGAAAAUGGGUGGGGAGUUCAAACAGCAGCCUGUUUCCAAAGACCUGUUACAGUUUAAUCCUUUGAGAUACAUAUGUCCAGUGCUCUAGCAACACUUGUAUCAAUCCAAUCAAUGCAUAUUUUCAAUUAUAUUCAUUCUUUUCUGUUGGUAUGCAUGAGCUAACUUGCCAAAAUGCAGGGUUUUCCUUUCCAUAGCAGGGCAUGGGUUUUUACUUCUGAUGUCCAGUGUUGUCGUCAUACCAUCUCAAGGCCAGACACAAGACCAUUCACAGGGUCAGUCACAAGUUACAGCGUGAAUGACAAGGGGAUGCAUGUGUUGCAUUUCAUUUGAAUAGCUUGUGAUUUAAUUUAAAUACAGACUGGAGGUCUUGUGUUGGCCUCUUUGAUGGACUUGUGGGGUCUUGCUGAGGUUAAAGGGGGCCGACGACCAUACUACUAAUUUGGUUCAAUGGUUUUUUCUAUUUCUCAUAAAAAAAGCACAUCGUGCAUAAGUUCUGGGCAGGAAAGCUUAGGAAGGAUGAACAGAAGGUUUUCAUGCCUUCAGUAUGUGGAAAGAAGAAUCCUUAACCUGGAACAUUUGUAAGGUCAGAAUGAUAUUAAUGAAGGUAUACUUCUGUCUGUUUUGUGCCCAUGAUAUUGAUUUGUAUUUGGUUGGUUCUUGAUAUGAAAUGUUGCUGAAACUUCUAGUCCACCACUACAAAACCGAAAGACGAUUAACCCAGCAUUCUACCUUUAUAGGCAAACAUUCAAUUUCACAAGCUUGAAUGGCAAAUUAUAUUCUGAAAUUGUGAAAUGAAUCUUAAGAAUUUUUUUAGUAGUGUUGUGCUUUCAGUAAGUCUAAAUUUUAAAAACUCUACUCCUGUUUUGGAUGGUUUCGGAAAUCUAAAAGGGCUUAUUUUACCCUCGCCACCCUCAGUUUAUUCACCCAAUUUCAUCUUGGAAUGUGUCAACUGAAAUUUAUUCAAAUGGUAAGAAAAGCCAUCACCUGUGGGGGAAGAUGCCUUGUAACUUGUAAUAGGCUUCUUAAUGUGAAGGAACACCACAUUUGUUUUAGUGAUGCUUAAAUCGAGGUGACGGCUAAUUUGUGUAUUCAGGUUGUCUUGGUUUGGAGAUUUCCACGUUUACCUUGUCCGACGGACGUAAUACUUUAAUAUAUAAUGCAUAUUUCAGGCUGUUCUCUGUGUUUGUUAUCAAGCUUUAAAAGGUAGAAAUUCGUUCAAUAUACAUGUUGAAAUCCUUGAAUCUACUUUAGGAGAGAGAAGUUUUGUAUAGAAGUAGAGCAUGUAUUGAAUAGGGUAAAAUACUAAUUGUUAAUACACUCGCAUGCGGGCAUUGUUCCAUUUAGAUUUUUUUUUUACUACUUUAGUUAACUUAUUAAUAGACGCCAAGGAGCAAAUUGCCUGAAUUGUUUAAUAAUCAGGUUUCUUUUUUUUUUUUUGGUUUGUUUUUCAAGUUAUACACUCACAUUUAAUAUAGAUAUAACAGAUUGUGUCUCACUUGUCUUGUAUUUAUGCUUAACUUUCAAAGAAAAUAGUAAAUUACUACCCAUAAUUUCAUAAGAACAUGUAUACAAUUGUAUUAAAAUGCAAAUCAAAUGAAA